AUGAAGUACUUACAUAGAAGCAACUUCUUAGCAACUGGAGUUCCCGAGUAUGAAGUAGCUUCCAGUUUUCAUGAGAGAGAUAGAUGCAUGUGCUUGUUGAUCCUACUGCUAUCUAACUUUCAAAAGUCGGACAGACUGAAGAGUUUGAAAGAUUUAUGGAUGUGCUACCCAGCUGUGCUUCAUCAUCGUUUUCACCAGCUCCUGGUUGUCAUGGCUUAUGACCGUUACAUCACCAUCUGCAACGUUCUGCUUUACCCAGCGAUGGUGUCGAGAAAGACAUGGUUCCAACUGCUGGCAGGUUCCUUUUUAAGAGAGAGCCUGUGUUCUUUGAUCCACACCAGCUUUACCUUCCGGCUAUCCUUCUGCCACUUCCACAUCAUCUGCCAUUACUUCUGUGAUAUCCCUCCUCUGUUAGCCCUUUCUUGCUCUGACACCUGUGUAAACAAAAUCCUGAUUUUUGCUGUAGGGAGUUUGGAAGUGGCAGUCUCACUUUCGACCAUCUUCUCUUAUCUAUUCAUUCUCGUAACCAUCCUGAGGAUCCACUCGGCCGAGGGCAGACACAAAGCCUUUUCCACCUGCACCUCCCACCUGACAGCCAAUGUUCUAUUAUAUGGGACGCUGAUCUUCACGUACUUGUGCCCCAGCUCCAGCUCUGCGCUGGAUCAGAGCCGAUGGUGUAUAUGUUCUACAUGA
Messenger RNA from Tachyglossus aculeatus (Australian echidna), 693 nucleotides. Its product is annotated as olfactory receptor 1019-like. The record is from RefSeq and is a predicted model, not a curated record. Gene Ontology annotation, biological process: G protein-coupled receptor signaling pathway; sensory perception of smell. Gene Ontology annotation, cellular component: membrane. Lineage: Eukaryota; Metazoa; Chordata; Mammalia; Monotremata; Tachyglossidae. The coding region runs from base 1 to 693 and encodes 230 amino acids. Gene Ontology annotation, molecular function: olfactory receptor activity; odorant binding. The transcript is spliced from 4 exons.